Molecule: messenger RNA, 4591 nt
Organism: Siniperca chuatsi (mandarin fish)
Lineage: Eukaryota; Metazoa; Chordata; Actinopteri; Centrarchiformes; Sinipercidae
Exons: 2
Coding region: 956-1288 (110 amino acids)
Source: RefSeq, a predicted model, not a curated record
AGAAAGAGAGAGAGGAGGAGGAGGAUGGGAAACAAGGGUAGAGAGGGAAACAGGAACAGAAAGUGAAGACAUGUCAAGAUGUCUGAGUGAGGGGGACCAGAACAGAGCAGAAGCCAGAUACCAAAACAGAAACAACAGAAGUUUGAGCAGCUGACUGGAUUAGACAGGAGGGGAGAGCUGACCUGCCACUUCACAAGUGCCUGCGGGACACACCCAAAUUAAACCACCUCUCUACAACUGGAUUAAACUACACCGAAAGCCAAAGGGCAAGAGGACAAGAGAAGACAAAGAGCAAGAAAACUGUCAGUGGAAUGCCAAGCAGCAUAAAUAAUCUUGGCUGAAGAUUUUGGCUUUUUCCUCCUGCAUCAAGAUCAGAAUCAUCGCAAACUAGGCGAUUUCAAAGAAAACUUUUGUUAUAAACAAAUGAGCUUUUGGUCUUUUGGAUUUGUUUUAAAAAUGCUUUGGCUUUGUAACCACCUCAUAGGACACUUGAAGGAAGGAGACAUACAUGAAGUCACCCUCCAUGCUUCCUGUAUUUCCAUUUAAUGUGAACAACACAAGCCUGAGCACAUACACAAGCCUCAUAGGUAGAUAGUGCUGUGUUUCUGGGCAACUAUCUAAACUCUGAUCAUUGUAAGUAGAAAACAGGAGUAUAUGAAAGUUCAAUUUCAGGUCGUCAAAAAUAUCAGACCUGACGGCUGUUGGACUGUUAGAUGUUUGAUGUUUCAUUGAGAGUAAAACUUCAUAUCUUACAACUUUAGAGCUGGAACCAGAUUAUGUAAAAGGACUUUUGUUUUAAAUUAACACCAUAUCUUAAUUGUUUUGGUGUCUCCAGCAGCCUAAUACGCACAUUUACUGACUUACAAACUUCACAACCCUCUAAAGGAUUUAUUAAAACUUUAUAACUGCCAGACAGACUUAAUUAAAAGAAGGCACAGCUCCGUCUCCGAAAGCCAUGGAUGGGAAAACAGACAGCAUUCAGGAUUUUUUUAACCAACUUUGGAGUUUGGCUACAGAUAAACACAACCAGGGGGUCUACAACACAGUCUGCCUGGCGGUCCUCCUAACUCUUCCUCUACUGGUCCUCCUCACUACUUUGGUGGUGUGCUGCCACUGCUGCUGCUGUCGCCAUGCCGACAGCUGCUGUUGCUGCUGCUGCGGAGACGCCAGGGCAACGCCAAGGUCAGAAACAAAGAAGAAAAAGAAUUCGGUCAAUACCGAAGACUUGUGGAUCUCUGUCAAGACGGGGCCGAUGACACCUGACAGGGUCGCCCUGGCCAUGGAGUAGGAAUCCAUUUUUAAGUUUGAGAUUGCUGAUCCUGAGCCAGUUGGUGCAGUGGAGCUGAUGGAGCGUUGAUUUGAUUGAAAUAUGUAAACAGUGUAUAGAUUCUGGCAUUUUGUAUUCAUAUGAUGUUGUAUGUGGACAAUGUUUACAACAUUUUGUAUAGGCCUUUUAGUGCGUGGUACAUAAAGGAAAAAUAUGCUUGACAGAGACAUAUACAUAGCUGCAAGUGUGUGUUAGUGUGUGUGUGUGCGUGUGUGUGUGUGAGUAGGUUAGACAGAGGUUGAGUAGGUUAGACAGAGUGUGUGUGGGAGAGAGAGAGAGGUACAGUGUUAUUGAGAGCACUUUGUUCUUAGAGCUCCCAUGUGAAAUUCAUUGCGUCUGUAUUUGGGAGAGAGAGACAAUUUAAGGUCUGCCCAGUGUUCAGAUGGCUGUAAUACUGCCUACUUUUCACAUUCUGAGACCGAUGAUUGACUCUCACUUUCUAAAGUGAAAGCCACUGGCGUCCAAAAAGUUUAACUCACCGGAUGCAGAAAUAAAACUAUAACUUACUUCAUUUAGAUUUUAUAUAAUAUGAUACAGUGUAGGCCACAGAGAGAGACACUUCGCCUAGUUAUUCAGGUCAAGUGAGCCUUAAAUGCACAAUUCAUAAUCCAAAUGUAUUGAAAACCAGCUAAAAGCAAAAAACGAAUCUGUUGAUUCACAGAUCUUUAAAUGCACCGAUUAACACCAGACAACAACCGUAUCGAAGUCAGUAAUGUUUUUUUGGCUGUAUUUAUUGGAUUUAAGUGAAAAAAGUAUAAAUUCUUCACAAAAAUUUCUUAAGACUUAAAAAUGUUCUUAAAUUUAAGAGAGCUCCAGAGGUCUUUUAAGUUGGUUGAGAGUAGAUCCUAGAUGACUGCAGCACAGAAACAGAGAUGAGCACACACUUUUUGAGAGCGAAUAUACAAAAUAUAAUUGGUCAUUAUGAGCCCACUAGCUGAAGCAAUAUGUAUAAUUCAGAGUAGGAUAGUUUUAGCCUGCUAUUUGCUUUUGAUUUGAGCAUUUCAUAGCAUGUUACACCACUUUUUUCUCUUUUCUUGCAUUUAUCAGGGCUGCAAAUUACACAAAUUAAGCUGCCACUAGCAGAAUUUCUUUCUUGCUCCAGUUUUCUUUUUGUCUCCAUUUCAGCAAAUUUCCUAGUAUUUCAUUCCUACAUAUUAUAAAAUAAGAAUGUUGUUGUUAAUUUCACAUGUUUAUUGUUACUAGAGAUAUUAAGGAUAAAAAUUAUAAUUACAUAUGUUUUUGCAAAAAAAAAAACAAAGCACUGAGUAAAAUGCAAAGAUUUCUUUAAACAAAGAAUGAACAAUGUGAUUAACCAGUCAAAAAGCUGCUCCUAAAGGUUAUUUGUACACUAAGUAGGGUAAAGGGAAAAGUGUCUUUUUGCUCACAUUCAGCAAAGAACUUUUUUACUCAUAAGUCGUCUUGAGUGUAAUUCUUAAAAGUUUAAUACGGGCUCAGGUUCGUUUACAUCAAUAAUGUUUGUAAAUACAUCAGAAUUUCAAUAACAUUCAUGUACACAAAGCAAUUUUGUUAUUCAACUUAACAUAUUUUUUAAAUAAUUAUGAAGAAGAGAAACCCUGAAAUAAUCAGAUGGUUUGGGCUUCAAGUAGAUUGUGCCUGAUGGCUCUUUUUUUUUUUAACUGUACGACAUCUCAAAGCCCAAUUAAGCAGAAGCGUCUCAGCAGUAUCAUCAUCUUUAUGCAUUAGCUUACGCUGGCACUAAGUUGAUCUUCUUGCUCAAGUGCUGCUGGGAAAACAGGCCCCACUCAUUUCAUUACUGCUCAGACAGAUACAUUCCCAUGUGGAAACUGGGGUUUGUCUCUUCUGCUUCAUGUUCAGAGAGAGAAACUGUACUUGUUGGGCUUAAUUUGAAAGCUUGCCCUGCAAAAUAAAAGCCUCAGUAGCAAUGAGCUUCAAUGUAUAAUCACUUACAAGUGCUAUCACCCAGACUGAGAGGUUUGCCAAGAAAUAACGUUAUCAACGCGUUCAGAGGUUGGCUGAACACAUCAUUGUGGUUUGUGUUUGUCAGAGAGAGAUUGUCAGUUCCUGUUCAUUAUUACCGACUGUGACAGGCUUUCUUAACAGCAUAAACAUAAUGAUAAAGAUGGGGAGUAGAUAAAAGAAAAUUAAGAUUAAAGGAGUAGUAGGAAAUAUACUAAUUUGCUUUCUUACCAAGAGUUAGAUGAGAAGCUUGAUACCGCUCUCAUGGUAAAUAUGUACCUGGAGCCAGCAGCUGGUUAGCUUAGCUCAGCACAAAGACUGGAAACAGGGGGAAACAGCUAGCCUGGCUCUAUCCAAAGCAAAAUAAUGAUUAAUAAUUAAUUUGUUAUAUCUUGUUUGUUUAAUCCGUACAAAAACCAAAGUGUAAAAAUGGAUUUAGAGGUAUCCUUAGGCGGAUUUGUUACCUUCAGACAGAGCUGAUCUUAUAGAAUAGUAGACUCUCUUUUGCUUUAAGUAUUCUAGUCAUUUCAUCAGAAUAAUUACAAGGACAAAUGCAGGCGGGCAUGAAAAGUAUGUGUUUCUGUUUCUACUGUUCUUCUGUUUCAGACUGAAUGCUAAUCAUUUUUUGAUCCCUCCCGGCUGCAUUCAGUUACCAGCUGACCAUGAGUUACUGAUCCUCAUUAUCAGUUUUCUGAUCCAUCAUACAGUAUUGUGAGUGUUUUUACACCCUGUGCUAUAAAUAUAUAUUAUGCUGAAGUGCUGGUUGCAUUAAUGUGAUCACUUUGUUUUCUGUUAACAUGUUCACACCUUUCACGCUUUUCUUCUCAACACCUGUUAGGCAGUAUUUGUGAUGUUGUUGACCAUCAGUGUGUUUUGAUUUCUCUCACUUUGAACAGAUCAUAUUUUAUUUUCUAGGGAGUUUUGUAAAUCAGCUGCAGGAGUCAGAAGGUAGGGAAUAUAAAAUAUAUAUAUUUUGCUUUUUUCCCUUUGUCAGUUUGCAGUGAUCAGAGGGAACAGAGGUGGGAGGAUUUGUCAUCUAUCUGAACAGCAAAUCUGCCGUCCUGGAUAGUUUUCUAUAUGAUAAGCAUCACCUUUUUGAUCCCAUCCAAUUAUGCAUGACGUUGUAUAUUUAAGACAUGUUUUUGUUGUUCCACAGUUGAAAAAAUGCUGAGGUGAUUCUUUUUUUUUUUUUAAUUAUGUGCCUGGCUGGGCUUUGUUGGUAGCUCUGCAUGCAUAAUUUAUCCUGACAUAUAGAGAUACUAUGAUAAAGGAGAGCACAAUGUGGAAGCUGACAGGGAGAUGAAUAAAGUAUUUUUUUUAGCUUUG